Molecule: messenger RNA, 3858 nt
Organism: Helobdella robusta
Lineage: Eukaryota; Metazoa; Annelida; Clitellata; Rhynchobdellida; Glossiphoniidae
Exons: 1
Coding region: 1-3858 (1285 amino acids)
Source: RefSeq, a predicted model, not a curated record
AUGUAUUCAAAAGGACAUGAAGUCAUUAAAACACUGAAGACAUUGAUAAGCGAUGACGAAACAUCUUUUGAACAAAAUAACAUCAAAUACCUUUACAAUCAAAUAAUUCCUGUAGACAAAAAACAUUAUAAACCAUUUGCAGACAAUAACGGUUUUGAUGAAACGGAAUCAAAAGCAUUAGAAAUUAGCUGUAAGAUAAAUACAUUUAGAGAAAAAAGUUCUGGGAAAAUACGAAGCAUUGUGGACUUGAAUUGCGAUGAACUGGAUAAGGAAAAUUCGGUCAGACAACCAAAAAACCGAGUCAAAAACGUGAGACUGAACUGUCAAAUUUCCGAAAGUUCUUCUGUUAACAUCCAAGCUUUUCCAAAUAAACAAAUAAUUCAUCGCUACUAUAAAAAAGAAUUUAAAAAUAAAUUGGACGACAAUGAUUGUUAUUAUGAAUCUAAAAAAUGUACAAAUUCAAAUAAAUAUAAGGAGCUUAAAUGUAAAAAAAUUGAAGAACCACAUAUAUCUAACAAGCAAUCUGAAGUUUGCAGUAAUAGUGAUAGUAGCAGCGAAAAAGACUCCAACAAAAUAGUUGUCAAAAAAAGGAAGAAAAAACAAAAGAGAAAAGAACGAGAUUGCAAUAACGAGCCCAACUCACAGUCUAAAAAAGAAAUUAGCAGCGUGCAUAAUGAUCAAGUAGCAUCCGUCGCUAAAAGUGGUGAAACCCAAACAGUGCCAAUUUUAGAGAACAGACAAAUAGUUCAAAGUGAAACAAUAAUAAAGCAAUCAAUAAAAGUUGAUGAAUGUUGUCAAACAAGUUGCAACAUUAUAGCUGGAAAACAAGAAAAUAAGGUCAAUGUUUCAAUGGACGAUGUUGUUGAUAAAUGUGUGAUUAAGCAACAAAAAUUAAAUUCGAUCAAUCAAAAUUCAAAAUGUAAAAAAUUAUUGCGGCUAAAAAAGCUUCAAAAUCAAAGAAAAAAAAACUCAAAAGAACUCUCAACAACAAAAGAGUUGCCUAAACUACUGGAAUCUCUCAAAAAAUUGUCAUCACCUUACGAGAGUGAAAGUGAAUUAGCAGAAGACAUUUCAGAGAAAAAUCAGGCACGUGACAAUGAUUUGAACCAAAGUUUGACAGUCGAUGGUCUUCGACACAGACAUAAACGCCUUUCAUUUAUGAAAAAUAAAAAAAAUGAAUUGAGAAAACACGAAGGCUUGACUGAAAGUGCUCCUUGCAAUGUUUCAUCGCUUUCUGAUUUGAUAUUUUGUUUCUACAUGCUGUUUGGUGCAUUGUGUAACUUAUUUAUUAAAUUAUUAGCGUUAUUUUCUGAAAAUCUACUUCAAAGUUAUCCAAGUACGAAAAAUGAAAUAAACAAAACAAAUAAAGAUUCAAAACAUGAAAACAAACCAAAAUAUUUCAGAAAAAAUUCUUUAAAUAAAAAAUUUGAAAAGUUUGCUCAAAAUAAAAAUGAGUUACCAAUAUCAAACAAAAUGAAGGAACGAAAGAAACCUUCAAAUCCUACUCGCAAUAACAGCGAUAUUGAAACUAGCACAUAUUCUUCUGAUUCGACAAGCAAUCAUACUUUAGAUAUUAUUUGGAAAUUGAUAUGCAAAUGUUGCAAAAAGGUCAACGAAGACAUAUUUUCAAAAAAUGGCGAUGACAAAACUGUUGAACAAACUCCGGAUCAAAUUGAAGAAACAAAUAAAAAUUUGGCUGUUCAAACUAGACCCAAUAGUUUGACUAAUAGUGUAAAAAAAGAAGAGCACAAUAAAGUGUCGCAAAGGAGCCAAAAAGUAAAACGUUCCUCGGCUAAUAAUUUAAAAAAUAGCCAACGUUCUAGCGAGAAACAACAUUUGAAAGAGAGUAAGGAAUAUAAUGAAAGUUCUCUCGCCGAACGACAAAUCUCGACAUUUGAAGAUGACGAAAAGUUUAUGAAACCUGACAAACAACAAUGUAAAAAUAAUGAUCAACAUUUUCAACAAUUACAACAACCCCAACCUCAAAAUCAAAGUGAAGAUAAUGAACAACGUUUGUUACAAUCUCAACAAUUGGCGCAACAACUUCAAAUUCAAAAUCAACUUCAGCAAUUAACCAUGAUGCAGAUAAAUAGUUUGUUAAAACUUACAACUAACACAUUGAAUAAAACGCAUAGUGAAUGUGUAAGCCUGAAAGAAGUUAAUCCAGAAAAAUUAAAAACAUCCCAAGAACAAGAGAAAGAAAAAAUGAACUUUAAACAGAAAUAUGAAAAUGAAAUGAACGAAGAAAAAGGCAGCAGGGAAGAUAAUACACAAAAUAAAAAUAAAGAUAAUAAAACUAAAAAAGAAAGCAAAGAAACUCAAUACACCAACGUUGCCUCAGACGGAGAAGUUGAAAAAAGGAUAUCAUCACAAUACAAAGAUGUCCGAGAUGUAUCUAAAAUGAAUGAGAAAAGUCUUGAUUUAAUAUUCUCUGAAAUACGGAAAUCGUUACAGAAAAAAAUUCAAACUCAACAAUUACCAGCUAUUGCACUAAUCCGUCAAGAUCCUAAUAAAACCAGAGAUUUUGACGAUUCUCCUGACGAGCGAAAGGAUAGCAAUUUAAAAAAUUUUCAAAAAUCAUCUGCUUCCAGGAAAGGCGUUCUUGCAAAAGACGAAACUAGAUCAAUAUAUUCAUCUAUUUCAAAUCAAAUGGGAGAAACAAAGAUUGAUUUAAAAAACAUGAGUAAAAAAGCAAAAAAGUCAGAUGAUACAGAAAGCAAACCCUUCCUUGAAAAUUCUGAUCGACUCUCAGGAAAAAGCAAAAUUGAACCAGCGUUGGGAAAUAAAAAAGAAUUCUCCAUCAAAUCACCCAACUCUAUAAUAUCAAAAGAUACUUAUUUUUCAUUAAAAAACGAACAAUAUUUGGAACGUGUGUCAAAAAACGAAAAACCAAAAGUAUCAGAUGAAUAUCUUACCGCUCAACCAAAAAAUGAUGGCAUUCCAUUAAAUGAAUCAGACCAUUCUGAACCCACAACUAAAGUGGCAAGAUCAGGUGAGAUACAACCUAAUAUGGAAACUGACAGAAGUCUGGUUGUAUCAAAAAAGGACUCAAAUAAUUUUGGUUCCAAAAAUUCAUGGACAGAUGACAAAAAUUCUGGAAACCAACUAAAAGAAAUCGAUAAGAUUUCGAGCCUUUUGACACCAGUUCCUGAACAAGACGAAGAAAAUUUAAUCGAUGAACCAUUUGCAGAUCAUGCACAUUACGAAGCGUUUGACGAAAAAAAUGAUAAUAGAGAAAAUGAAAAUAAUUACUCUAAAAUCGAGCAAAAAGACAUACCAGAAAUUUUCAUUCCAAGCAGAGCUUCGGCAAAAUAUGAUAAGGACCAAGGGAGCAGUAUGCGGUCCAGUGAGAAAAAGUAUAGUUCUCUUGAAAAAAAACGUGUUGGUAUAUCGAAAAUGAAAGGUUCUGUCAAAACAUUGUCAGAUGAAGUCACUGAAGAUGAACAAGUUGGCAACCAAAAUAAAGAUAGUGACAAGGAUAGCGCAAAAAGUAUGAGUAAAUCCUCUUACUCAAACCCAUACCGGAUACAAAGACUCAGUGAUAACUUAUUACCAGAAAAAACGGAAAAUAAAUUGACUUCAACCUCUAACGAAUCCGUAAGAACUUCUCUAAGAAACAAAAGUGAUGCAUUCGACAAUGAUAAGGAAAAGAGUUUAGGAUCACUUUCUUUAGAUGCAUAUUUUCUUAAAUUACAAAAUAAUUCAGAAAUGGAUUUCAACGAUUUCAAAUAUAAAUCGAUAUUUAGUAACAGCCUGAGGAGCGCUCAAAUAGAGAAUAUUGAAGAAAAAACCACUGAAGCCCUAAACGAAGCAAUUGCCCAAGGAGCUUUGGCCCAACCCUUUAAACGUAGCCAAUAA